This is a messenger RNA of Penicillium angulare, 1653 nucleotides long. It is a transcript of the gene nfr1, whose product is annotated as putative AIF-like mitochondrial oxidoreductase (Nfrl). Lineage: Eukaryota; Fungi; Ascomycota; Eurotiomycetes; Eurotiales; Aspergillaceae. The record is from RefSeq and is a predicted model, not a curated record. The transcript is spliced from 3 exons. Bases 1 to 1653 code for a protein of 550 amino acids. Gene Ontology annotation, molecular function: flavin adenine dinucleotide binding; oxidoreductase activity, acting on NAD(P)H; 2 iron, 2 sulfur cluster binding. Gene Ontology annotation, cellular component: cytoplasm.
AUGACGCAAGAAUACAAACUCAAAGACAUCACGUCCCUGGGGGAACUCAAAUCCUCCACCGAUAAGCUUGAAGUCGAGAUUGAAGGAGUUCCUGAUGGAAAAGUACUGCUAGUCAAUCUAGAUGGCAAGAUCCAUGCGCUCAGUCCCAAGUGCACGCAUUAUGGUGCCCCGCUGAAGAACGGCGUUGUGACGCCAGAUGGAAGACUUACCUGUCCAUGGCACGGAGCAUGCUUCAAAGUUAGCUCCGGAGAUGUGGAGGAUGCCCCCGCCCCGAACGCCCUACAGAAAUACGAUGUCUUCGAAAAAGAAGGCGCAGUCUACAUCAAUGCUACAGAAGCAGCUAUCAAAUCAGGACAAAGAGAUCCAGUCGGAAAAUGUAACGUUCAAUCCGACGAGAAAGUCGUCAUUGUUGGCGGUGGAAGCGGAACAUUCGGCGUCAUUCAAUCCCUCCGCGAACUCAAAUACACCGGCCAAAUCACCAUCAUCUCCAAAGAACCAGACUACGUGAUCGACCGGACCAAGCUCUCCAAAGCCCUCAUCCCCGACGCAUCGAAGAUUCUCUGGCGUCCAGAAGAAUGGUACAACGAAGCCGGAAUCGAGAAGCUAGUCGACGAGGUAAAAGCCAUAGAUUUCACAUCUAAAUCUCUCUCCACGGGCUCCGGAAAGAGAAUCCCAUAUACGAAACUCGUCCUAGCAAGCGGCGGAGAACCACGCAGACUACCUUUACCUGGAUUCAAAGGCGAGCUCCAAAAAAUAUUCACUCUCCGCACAGUCGCAGAUGUUCAGGAUAUCUUAGCCGCGGCGGGAGACUCUAAAAAGAACAUCGUUGUCAUCGGUAGCUCCUUCAUCGGGAUGGAAGUCGGAAAUGCCCUAGCAGGAAAAGAGCAUGCUGUCACGAUCGUCGGAAUGGAAAGUAGCCCCAUGGAACGUGUUAUGGGCGCAGAAGUAGGCCGUAUUUUCCAGCGGAAUUUGGAAAAGACCGGUAUCACAUUCAAGCUCGAUGCUAGUGUGGAGAAAGCUACUGGAUCAGAGUCAAGCCCUAACGCCGUCGGCGCAGUCCAUCUAAAAGAUGGAUCGAUUCUUCCAGCCGACCUAGUUAUUCUAGGUGUAGGCGUACGUCCUGCAACAGAUUACCUAGUCGGAAACCCCGCCUUGGAUCUAUUAAAGGAUGGGUCCGUGUCUACAGAUGCUCAUUUCGCAAUUGACGAGCUGCAAAGCAACGUUUUUGCCAUUGGUGAUAUUGCGACGUUUCCAUACCAUGGACCUGGAGGGGAGGGAACUCCCGUCCGCAUUGAGCAUUGGAAUGUCGCGCAGAAUUCUGGACGAGCAGUUGCACGGGCUAUUGUUCAUCAAUCUCGCGGGUCUUUGGGUUCUCUAGCGCCUAAGAAGUUCAUUCCGAUCUUUUGGUCGGCUCUCGGGGCUCAACUUCGAUACUGUGGAAACACGGUGAAUGGAUAUGAUGAUAUAGUCUUACAGGGCGAGCCUGACAAUGGGAAGUUUGUUGCGUAUUAUUCGAAGGGUGAUGUGAUUGUGGCGGUUGCUACUAUGGGGGUGGAUCCUGUGAUGUCUCAUUCGGCGGAGUUGAUGCGCAGAGGGAAGAUGCCUGGGAAGAAGGCAAUUGUGGAUGGAUUGGAUGUGUUGCAGGUGAAGUAA